This is a messenger RNA of Phytomonas sp. EM1, 1521 nucleotides long. Lineage: Eukaryota; Euglenozoa; Kinetoplastea; Trypanosomatida; Trypanosomatidae. The record is from the annotation of a GenBank genome assembly.
AUGCUUCCGCAAACGUUGCAACCGAAAAAAGGUGUGGAUGACAUUUGGCCAGUGAACGGAAAGCGAGUUCUCAUUCGUGUGGAUUUCAAUGUCAAUAUUCGCACAGGAGUCAUCGAAAAUGACUACCGUAUCCGUCUGGCCAUUCCUACCAUUUCACGUAUCCUUGAUCAAGGAGGUAUUUGUAUUUUGAUGAGCCACCUUGGUCAGCCGAAGAGCGUCGACAUCAAUACAGCUGCCAUGAUUAGGGAAGAAUGUCAACAAAGAAAAAAACACAUUUUAUCUUACGAUGGGGGAAGCAAGAUUUCCUUCUUCGAAAAGUUGUCUGGCGAGGAUAAAGCUCUUAUUCUCUCGUGGAGUAGCAGGAAAGAAAAAUUAAUGUCCCUUUCUGUGAAUCCGGGCUCUGGUAAGACAGCUGUUUUCGCAAAAUUACCGGACGAGGAGAAAAAGCAUCUGAUCGCCCGUUUUAUCAAAGAAAGUACCGAAAGAGUGUUCCAAAAGCCUUUUCAGACCACCAAAUCGGAGCAGGAGUUUAGUCUGAGGCUGGUUGGGGAACGUCUAGCGGAACUCCUCGAUCAGCGUGUUUUCUUCGCGUAUGAUUGUCUUAACGCGAGAAAAGAGAUCAAAAAAUUGGGCCCUGGAGACGUCAUGCUACUUGAAAACCUCGCCCUCUAUGAGGAGGAGAAUUCCACCGACGAGAAUAAACGCCUACAAAUGGCUCAAAUACUAGCAUCGUAUGGAGAUAUUUAUAUAAACGAUGCCUUUACUCUGGUUCAAAGCGAGGCUGCAUCGAUUACCGGAAUUCCAAAAGUCAUGGGGCACGGUGUGGCGGGUUACUUCAUGGAUAAGGAGAUCUCCUACUGGAUCCAGUUACUGAAUAAACCGGCGCGACCUUUGACUCUCAUCGUGGGUGGUUCUAGUCUUAGCAGCAAGAUUUGGCUAAUAGAUUACAUGCUUACGUUGGUAGAUUCUCUAAUUAUAGGGGGUGGUGUUGCGCUUCCCUUUCUAAAGGCCCAAGGGCAUCCAACUGGAGCGACAAAGUGCGACGAGGAGAUCGUUCGACGCGCACGGAAAGUUUUGAAGACCGCGCAUGAGCGGAAGGUGAACGUUCACCUUCCUGUCGAUCACCUAUGCCAUAAUGACCCAUCCCCCACUGCGCGGCCGAUGAUAACAAACGAUGCCAACAUUCCCGAUGGGUUCACUGCGCUGGAUAUCGGCCCCAAGACGAUUUCGACAUUUGCGAAAGUCAUUGGAAGUUCAAAGAGUGUGAUCUGGAACGGGCCCAUGGGGAUGUUCGAGAUGCCGUGCUACUCCAAAGGGACCUUUGCGAUCGCGAAGGUGAUAGGCGACGCCACGGUACGACGUGGGUUGUUGAGUACCAUCAUUGGUGGAGAUACCACCAUCGCGGCGGAAAGAUGUGAGCAAGUUGCUAGAGUCUCGCACGUCUGGGCUAGCACUGUUGCUUUAGACUUGCUUGAGGGCAAAUUACUGCCGGGGAUCGGUGCUCUGGACAACAAAGACUGA